GGAUGGCAAGGAGGGAUGCUUACUUAGAUAAUGGAGUCGUGAGUGUGCGGGGUGGGGGAGUUUGUGAUUAGCUUUGAGUUGAUCCCCUGGCAGCAGAUGGCAAAUGGUGGCUUACCUAGAGACCUUGAAUCCCGGUAGCUGCAGCAGAGUGAGUCCACGGCGCAAGGACGAAGGAGUGCGCAGUGAGAAGACUCCUGAGACGGGACAGCAGGGAGACAGACUGUAAGAGGACGUGGCGUCAUGUCGCUGAAAGACCUGUGUGUAGGCGCCGUCCUGUUGCUGCUGCUCCGUGUCCAGUGUCUGCAUGGCUCGGCUCUUCCUGCUGUAUCCUCCUAUGAGUUCACCGCCUACAGGAUGCAGCAGUACAACUUGGCACAGCAGACGCACGGUUGCCGUGGAGCAAUUGUGGUGGCAGAGGCGAGAUCAGCCGAAGAGCCGGUGCUGACCCGCCGUUGUGUCAUCAUGAAGGUGCCAGACUUCACCACAGAGAAAUACCUGGAGGCCCGGAGACAAAAUGCUGCUGCCAUUCUGAUCCUGCUCCCCAGAAACAUCUCCAGUAUCCCCCAUGACAUUGUACAGUCCUUCAUGGUGAGUGAGAGCGAGACCCUGCUGAAGGAGACCCUCACGCCCGUGUAUGUGGUGCCCGAGGAUGAACAGCUGCUCUACAUGUACGAGGAGGUCAAGCAGGCUGCAGCCAGCCGGACCUCGUCCAUAUUCAUCCGAGUCCUUCGAAGCAUGAUCACAGCUACAGCCUUUCAGAUCUUGGUGAGCAACAACGCCCCCAUCAAGGCCGUGACUGACACCUCGGUGGCCACACUGGAGGGAGUGCUUCCAGGAGCAGGGGACGAUGUACCCACUAUUGUCAUCACCGCCCACUAUGAUUCAUAUGGACUGGCCCCGUGGUUGGCCUAUGGAGCGGACUCUAACGGCAGUGGAGUUACCAUCCUGCUGGAGUUGGCUCGUCUCUUCCAGAGGCUUUACAGUAGCCCGAGCACCAGACCGCCAUAUAAUUUAAUGUUCUCCUUGACCGGAGGUGGAAAAUACAACUUUCUGGGCACAAAGAGAUGGAUUGAAGAGAAUCUGGACCAUGCAGAGUCCAGCCUGCUUCAUGACAAUGUGGCAUUCGUCCUGUGCUUGGAUUCACUGGCCAACGCUGAUGAACUGUACAUGCAUGUGUCCCGGCCUCCUAAAGCCGAAACUCCCAUGCACUCUUUCAUGCAGCUCCUGGAGGAGGUGGUUUCCUCCAGGUUCCCCUGGGUGACGGUGGGUUUGGUCCAUAAGAAGAUCAACCUUGUGGAGUCCACAGUAGCCUGGGAGCAUGAGCGCUACAGUCUGCGCAGGAUCCCCGGUUUCACUCUGUCUCAUCUGGAAGACCCCAAAUCUGAGCGCCGUGGAUCAAUACUAGACACAAUCUCACAGGUGGAUUUCAGGAAGAUGAAGCGCAACGGCAUCAUCAUAGCGGAAGCACUGGCGCAGUAUAUGUACAAUCUCUCAGACAAAGGUUCUCCAAAAGAUAUGCAGAUUUUUAAGGGCCAAAUGGACUUCCAGGACAGUCGCAUGUCCAGUCUCAUGUCCUUCCUGACGUCAGUCCCCCGGGCAACCCAGCUGUUGGACAAGGAGCCCAGUCACAUCCUGCUGGUCAACUCACUGGAGCACGAGUUUAAACGAUACCUGCAGCAAGUCCACAGGCACAAUUUUCGACAGGACAAGAGGGACCCCGAUAUUACCUUUUUCGAUCAAAUGGACCAACCAGUUGUGAUGUACAGAGUGAAGCCUGCCGCCUUCGACCUCUUCCUCGGGGGCUGCAUUGCUGCUUACUUGGGGAUUGUUUACUAUGCAAUCCAGAAUUUGGGACGUGUCUACACAAAACUGAAAGCAGCGCUGAAAUCCAAGCACCAGUGAAUCCUGUAGGACUGUGAAUAUUGCGUCUGUGACGACGGCCUCACCGGUCAUGCAGAUCACGGAGGAGAAGCAACGGAACAAGCGUCUUCUCACGCUGAUCGUGUGCACAACCUAUCAAGUGCGCAUUUUCUUUGAAAUGUGCAUCGUUUUAAAGAUAUUUGUUUGUACCAUUCAUUGCACAUGCACUGUAAUAUGAACCAUUUCUUAGCGGAAUGGACUGAAUUUUGUUUUCAGAUAAGACUUUUGAGAAACAAAAUAAAUAAAGGAAAAGGGUGGGGAAUUAUCUUGCCUGUACUGAA
Scophthalmus maximus (turbot) is the source of this 2201-nucleotide messenger RNA. RefSeq names its product Nicalin-1-like. Gene Ontology annotation, biological process: regulation of signal transduction. NCBI's taxonomy places the organism in Eukaryota, Metazoa, Chordata, Actinopteri, Pleuronectiformes, Scophthalmidae. The transcript has 16 exons. The record is from RefSeq and is a predicted model, not a curated record. Gene Ontology annotation, cellular component: endoplasmic reticulum membrane. Bases 241 to 1902 code for a protein of 553 amino acids.